UUUCCGCCGGUGGAUUUCACAUUUCACUCACAUAUUUUUACCAUCUUAUUAUUUUCAGCGCAAAAAACAUUGUCUUGGCAGCGUAGAAAGCGUGAAGAGAAAAUAAGGAAAAAGUUUUGAUUCAACUUGGAAAAGGCUGAGAAACAAAAUCUCCUUUCCUUUCACCGAUAUCCUCGCUAAGGUGUUCAUCCAAAAAAGAAAAAAAAAAAGAAGAAAAUCUCAAUCGAAGUUCGUUUCUUCUCUCAUUCCUCCAGCUGAUCGUGAUUGUGUAAUAAUAAAAGAGCGUGCACGUAAGAGGAUCGUGGAUUGGUGUUUCGUUGUUUUGUUUAGUUCUGCAUUUGCUUGUUGUGAGAGCAAGGUCACGAUUUCUGCAACUAUGAGAACUUCAUGGGCGGAUUCUGCUGACAAUUCAGCCAAUGGUUCUGGCAAUUCCAAUGCCUGGGCUCCCCGGGCAGCAUAUGUGCCUCCGCAUCUUCGCAACCGGACAAUGUCGUCUGAGGCUCCGGCGGCUGCGGCGGCGGGGACAGCGGUGGCAGCUUCUUUGCCGGCGAAUGACCGGGUGAAUCAUGGUGGUUCAAUUCCCCAUCAUGGGGGUUACUUUAAAGCGGAUAACGGGCGGCAGGGUUAUGGUUCUGGUUUUCAGAGUGGUGGUGGUGGUGGCUGGAAUGGUAGAGGGGCGGGGAGGGACCGAGGGAGGCGUGAGGUAAACCCUUUUGAGAAUGAUGAAGCUGAGGAACAAUCUUUAGGUGAACAAGAGAACACGGGGAUUAACUUUGAGGCCUAUGAUGAUAUCCCUGUGGAGACUAGUGGGGAAAAUGUGCCCCCUCCUGUGAACACAUUUGCUGAAAUAGAUUUGGGUGAGGCAUUGAAUCAGAAUAUACAGAGAUGCAAGUAUGUGAAACCGACCCCAGUUCAGAGGUAUGCCAUUCCGAUUUCCCUUGCGGGGCGAGAUUUGAUGGCCUGUGCUCAGACUGGGUCUGGGAAAACAGCUGCCUUUUGCUUCCCUAUUAUAAGUGGGAUCAUGAGGGAGCAGUAUGUUCAAAGACCGCGCGUAGCACGAACUGCUUUUCCGCUGGCGCUCAUCCUCUCCCCUACACGGGAGCUUUCAUGUCAGAUACAUGAUGAGGCCAAAAAGUUUUCUUAUCAAACAGGUGUCAAAGUGGUGGUUGCUUAUGGAGGAGCACCAAUCAACCAACAGCUACGGGAGCUCGAGAGAGGUGUUGAUAUUCUGGUGGCAACUCCAGGACGAUUGGUGGAUUUGCUUGAGAGGGCCAGGGUGUCAUUGCAGAUGAUAAGAUAUUUGGCUCUUGAUGAGGCAGAUCGGAUGCUGGAUAUGGGUUUUGAGCCUCAAAUAAGAAAGAUAGUUGAACAAAUGGACAUGCCUCCUCCAGGCAUGAGACAGACACUGCUGUUUAGUGCCACAUUUCCCAAAGAGAUACAGAGACUUGCAUCGGAUUUUCUUGCUAGUUAUGUGUUUCUGGCUGUUGGAAGGGUCGGUUCAAGUACUGAUCUAAUUGCUCAAAGAGUAGAGUAUGUGCUUGAGUCAGACAAGAGAAGCCACCUCAUGGACCUUCUUCAUGCUCAAAGGGAAAAUGGAAUUUCUGGCAAGCAAGGUCUGACAUUAGUUUUUGUGGAAACAAAGAAAGGAGCUGAUGCAUUGGAACACUGCUUGUGUGUUAAUGGAUUUCCAGCAGCUAGCAUUCAUGGUGACAGAACACAACAAGAAAGAGAACUAGCAUUGAGGUCGUUCAAGACUGGAAUUACACCAAUUCUAGUGGCAACGGAUGUUGCAGCCCGAGGUCUUGACAUCCCACGUGUAGCACAUGUGGUUAAUUUUGAUCUUCCCAAUGACAUUGAUGAUUAUGUGCACCGGAUAGGAAGAACAGGACGAGCUGGCAAAAUGGGAUUAGCAACGGCCUUCUUCAAUGAAAGCAAUUUGUCCUUGGCUAAACCAUUGGCUGAUCUGAUGCAGGAGGCAAAUCAAGAAGUACCUGCCUGGCUCACCCGAUAUGCGGCAAGGGCUGCAUACGGUGGUGGCAACAGAAAUAGAAGGUCAGGGGGAUCCCGUUUUGGUGGCCGCGAUUUUAGGAGAGACAACUCCACUAAUAAAGGAACAGAUUACUAUGGUGGAAGUGGUGGCGGUGGAUAUGGCAAUUAUGGUGGAGGCUAUGGUCAAGGUGUAACAAGUGCUUGGGAUUAGAUUAGUGUCGCGUCACUAAUUCAUUCUCACAUUGAUUGUAUAUAAAUUUCAGACUUUAAUGGUGAAAAGCUGUACUCAACCAUGUCUUGCCUGAAUCCAUGCAUUCCCUUGUCCUUACUGCAUGAAAUCUUUUAUCAUAGGAAAGAUUUACAAUUGGCUUGGUUUUGCUGGUUUAGUCAAAUAAGGUGGAGAAAUGCUGCAUUUGGAGAAGACAAAAUCUGUAAGCAACCCAAAAAUUUCUGACUGGAUGACUUGUCGGAGAGUCUAUAGAAGUGUGUGAGGUUGUAAACAGAUUGGAUGGAAGAGAACAAUGAGCAGAUAUUACUGAGUUUAAAUGGUGAGUAAUGCUGUUAUGUAUUUUGUUAGGGUCCUUAGCCUUUGACAGUUAAGUCAGGAGGAGUUAUCCCCAAUUAGCAUGCACAUAUUAUUGAUUUGAUUAUUCUAUCAACUGAACGUUCUGCGCUUAAUUACCUAAUCUUGUCUUUCCUUUUCUA
Molecule: messenger RNA, 2694 nt
Organism: Cajanus cajan (pigeon pea)
Lineage: Eukaryota; Viridiplantae; Streptophyta; Magnoliopsida; Fabales; Fabaceae
Product: DEAD-box ATP-dependent RNA helicase 37
Molecular function (GO): ATP binding; RNA helicase activity; nucleic acid binding
Source: RefSeq, a predicted model, not a curated record